Messenger RNA from Suillus subaureus, 1155 nucleotides. RefSeq lists its product as uncharacterized. The record is from RefSeq and is a predicted model, not a curated record. NCBI's taxonomy places the organism in Eukaryota, Fungi, Basidiomycota, Agaricomycetes, Boletales, Suillaceae. The coding region runs from base 200 to 1075 and encodes 291 amino acids. The transcript has a single exon.
CAGCAUCUAACACGAGUAACCGGCAGGCUGGUCUAUUUGCCACUGUCAAUACCGCCUUCAUCAUUGCAAUGCAGCCAAAUCCUAUUGACACCACCAACGCUCUGUUGGUACAGCUUGUCCAGAACACAUCGGAUGGUCGUUCCAUUACUCAGCCAACGAUCCUUCCACGAUCUACGGUUUCUCUUCUUCCAAAUUCUGGAUGCAGGCGCUUGCAUAUGCGAGCCUUGGAUUUAAUCUUCUCGCUGCCUAUGGCGCUGUCAUGGGAAAGCAAUGGCUGGGUCACUAUAAGACAAACCGUUUCGGUCAUGGGUCUCUCCAAGACCGAUGUCAGCAGAGGCACCGCAAGUUUCAGGAACUAAAGACGUGGCGGUUCGAAAAUGUGUUGCAGUCAUUCCCGGUUCUUCUACAGAUCUCCCUGCUUCUAUUUGGUCUGUCUCUUGGAGCCAUGCUGUGGACGCAACAACGAUUCAUCUCCAUCAUUGUUAUCGCGAUGACUACUUUCGGUGGCCUUUGCCAUGCCUUCAUCAUCACGGUGUCGUUGAUAUGUCCCGACAGUCCAUUUCAGACCCCCGUCUCCUUGGUCAUCCACGCUGUCUUUGGUCGUUUUCGUGCACGUGCGUCUCAGCAUCAAGAUAAAGAUCCUGUCAAAUCAGCCAUGACAUGGAUCUUGCAGACCUCGGGAAGCCCUGAUGUUGUUAGGUCGGUGGUCGAACUGAUACCUACGAUGUCGGGGUUGCCAGACGUGGAUCUCGUGUCAUUGUGCACAGAUAUUCGAGACAUGUUCAAAGCAUGUUUUGAUCAGCAUGGCAUUCCGAUAUUACACGACAGCGCACUGGCAUAUGGGAAAGCGUUGAUCUACUUCUCUUCCAAUCAUGAUGGUGUGAGGCGUAUACUCCACACAACCACAUGGAAGUGGAAUCUCUGGGAACGGUGGCGUGCCCUGUAUCUACCUCAGACACUGGAGCAAUGUAGAAUUGCCUACCGCCGAAUGGGCAAUACCAAUGAUCCACAUUUAAAGUUAUCCUUCCAAGCAGACACCCAUGUUGCUCUGCGUAUGACUGUGGCUGCUGGUUAGACGAUUUCGCCCAUCCCAAUGACAACACGUUGAUUUGGAAUGGUCGAUUCCGAUUGAAAUCCAAUUCGCCGGAAUUUGAU